Molecule: messenger RNA, 1319 nt
Organism: Manduca sexta (tobacco hornworm)
Lineage: Eukaryota; Metazoa; Arthropoda; Insecta; Lepidoptera; Sphingidae
Product: CDK-activating kinase assembly factor MAT1
Exons: 5
Coding region: 126-1055 (309 amino acids)
Biological process (GO): positive regulation of cyclin-dependent protein serine/threonine kinase activity; nucleotide-excision repair; regulation of transcription by RNA polymerase II
Cellular component (GO): transcription factor TFIIH holo complex
Molecular function (GO): cyclin-dependent protein serine/threonine kinase activator activity
Source: RefSeq, a predicted model, not a curated record
UAAACGUCAAUUUAAAAAACGUGAAAAAACAUUUUUGCGUGGUAAUUGGAAACAUGUUUGCCGGCUAAUAAAAACUGUGUAAAACUACUUAUUAUUUCGUUUUUAUAUUUGUAAAAUACAUAAAAAUGGAUGACCAAGCGUGUCCGCGUUGUAAAACAACGAAAUAUCGCAAUCCCUCGCUUAAAUUGAUGGUAAAUGUGUGUGGUCAUGUGUUAUGUGAAAGUUGUGUAGAUUUAUUAUUCUUGAAAGGUUCCGGAACAUGUCCAGACUGUAACAUUCUCCUCAGAAGAGGCAAUUUCAGGGUCCAACUCUUCGAAGACCCCAUGGUUGAGAAAGAAGUUGAUAUUAGGAAGAGAGUUUUGCGGGAUUAUAAUAAAAAAGAAGAAGAUUUUGCAACACUCCGGGACUAUAAUGAUUAUUUAGAAGAAAUUGAGACUAUUGUGUACAACUUAACAAAUAAUAUAGAUGUUGUAGAGACUAACAAAAGGAUAGAACAGUAUAAAAAAGAAAACAAAGAGCUUAUUAUGAAGAAUAAGGCAAAAAUAGGUAGAGAAGCUGUACAAUUAGAAGAGGUAUUAGAGAAAGAGAAAGAAUUAGAGGAACUACGCAGGCAGGAGCUAUCACGGUUAGAACAAGAGGCCAAGAAACAAAAGAUACGGGAGAAAGAAGCGCUCAUUGAUGAGCUGAUGUUUGCAGAUGGAGAUGCCAAAGACAUACUGAAUACGUUUGCGCAAAACAUGGCUAAUAAACAGGAGGAAUUGGCGUCUGCUGUUCCAUUGGUAACACAAUUCUCUUCUGGUGUGCAAUUUACCCGUGGGGCAAGUAACCAGCCAAUUCCCAUAAUAGAAGAAGGUCCAUUGUAUAAAUAUGAACCACUGGCUGUACCAGACCGUUGUGGUCCAGACGCUCCGUCCAUAGCCAAUAUAGUCAACUGUGGAUAUUUAAAACACGUUAGAGCGGAGAACGAGUGUGAGAAGGCAGGUGGCUACAGCGCCACGCUGCCGUGUCUGCGCGCGCUGCAGGACGCGCUCGCCGGACUCUACCACGCCAGCUGACCACCACCAGCGUCACCACCGCCACCAUCACCACACAUCUCCAAAAUAUUUUUCUAUUACUUCCUUAACACCAAUUGCCAUAGACGUUUUUGUAUAAGACUUGGUAUACAAAAACCAACAUAUUAGCAGAAUUUUAUUGUCAUGUUUGUUUUUUAGUUUUUGAGAUGUAAACCUACAUCAGCCCGCCUGAUGUUUGAUUCUUUUGAAUGGCAAUAAUUGAGUUAAUGUUAUUAUUGGGCAUAUCCAAAGACAAAUAACAAAGGC